Messenger RNA from Sphaerodactylus townsendi, 1077 nucleotides. RefSeq names its product deoxythymidylate kinase (gene DTYMK). Gene Ontology annotation, cellular component: cytoplasm; cytosol; nucleus. The record is from RefSeq and is a predicted model, not a curated record. Gene Ontology annotation, molecular function: dTMP kinase activity; ATP binding. Bases 62 to 700 code for a protein of 212 amino acids. Gene Ontology annotation, biological process: dTTP biosynthetic process; dUDP biosynthetic process; dTDP biosynthetic process. The transcript has 5 exons. Lineage: Eukaryota; Metazoa; Chordata; Lepidosauria; Squamata; Sphaerodactylidae.
GGACGAUCGCGUCAGUGGAUUUCCCGCGUUCUUGCUUUUCGGGUGCCCACCGACGUAAGUCAUGGCCGGCCGACGAGGGGCGCUGAUAGUGUUGGAGGGAGUGGACCGAGCAGGCAAAAGCACGCAGAGCCGAAGGCUGGUGGAGGCCCUGCAGGCAGGGGGGCACCAGGCCGAACUUCUCAGGUUCCCGGAAAGAACAACAGAAAUUGGAAAGCUAAUAAGUUCUUACUUGGAAAAGAAAAACAACUUGGAGGACCACACAGUGCAUCUGCUAUUUUCUGCUAAUCGCUGGGAGCAAGUGCCAUUGAUUAAACAGAAGCUAAAUCAAGGUAUCACACUGGUAGUGGACAGAUAUGCUUUUUCUGGGGUGGCCUUCACAAGUGCUAAGGAGAACUUCUCCUUGGAAUGGUGUAAGCAACCUGAUGCAGGGCUUCCAAAGCCAGACUUGAUUCUCUUUCUUCAGCUGUGCACAUCUGAAGCAGCCAAACGUGGAGACUUUGGAAAUGAACGAUAUGAGGACAGGUCUUUUCAGGAGAGAGUUCUGCAGAGCUACAAUCAUCUGAUGAAAGAUAAGACUUUAAACUGGAAAGUGAUUGAUGCUUCAAAGAGCAUAGAAGAUUUACAUGAUGAAAUUAAAUCCUGCGCAGAGGAGGCCAUGCAGGAGGCUCAACACACUCCCCUAGCAGAACUGUGGAAAUAGAACUUGUCUGCCACUUCAUCUUUGUGAGACAAUCCUCGUGUAGCCAUUACCCCCAUUAUUCAACUUGACCUACCAAGUUUUUGUCUGUAGUUAUUCUUACAGGCCAUUAGGACUUGUUAGAAUCUUGAUUUCUUUUUUUAAUCUCACUUCCACCUGUUUGGUAAAAGAAACUCUGAUCUUAUCUUGGAAGCAGUUUUGGAGGGACUUUAACUGGAGCAACUGCAUGAACCCUGGACCAAGACUGUCGUAUUUGUUUACAGAGACUUAUGCUUCAACAAACAAUAGCUAUUGUUUUCUAAGCCCGUAAUUUAUAUAAAUGCUUACAUUCUUUCACAGGUACGGGCCAAGAGAUGUACCAAUAAAAUGUCUUUUACUCA